AUGAGUUCUACUUGCUUCUUCUUCUUCCAUCACAAUGCCAUCUCCUGGCAAUUCUUGCAGCUGCUGCUACCCAUCUUGCUCGCCACUUGCUGCGUCGAUGGCGCCAACAGCCUCGACGCCCUCGCCACCGCCAGGAGGCAGCUCCGCCAGGCCUUCUUCCCGGAUCAGCCCGCGCAGCUAGCCGUGCCGCCGCCCUUCUUCCUGACGCUCCCGGUGCCGCCCCCGCCGCAGAUGCCGGCGGGGCAGGACCAGCCGAUGUACCCUGCCUUGGUGUUGCCCACCCCUCCACCACUAGCCCGUGCGAGGGGGCAAACCCGCGGGGCAGCGCGCGCGCUGCACCACCAUGGUCCUCCUCGCCGCCGCCGGCGCUCUGCAAAAAUCGCCGCCCCACCACCCAUCCCUCGCCGGGCCUCCUGCUUCGGCCUCCUCGGGGGCGGCGGCGGCGGCGACCACCACCACCACCACCCCAAGAAGCUCGGCCCCUCCGUGGCCAAGCUCGCGCUCGCGUCCUUCCUCGGCAGAUCGAGGCCGGCGGCCUCGCCCGCGCCCGCGACAACCCGCCGUCCUCCAAGGCCGCCGUCGAGUCCAUGCCCGUCCCUGGAUCCACCGGAGCAGCCUCCGAAUCCACGGCCCGUCCUCGGGCCCCGCGCCCGUGAUGAGCCAAGGUGUUAA
This is a messenger RNA of Setaria italica (foxtail millet), 672 nucleotides long. RefSeq names its product formin-like protein 1. The record is from RefSeq and is a predicted model, not a curated record. The transcript has 3 exons. The coding region runs from base 1 to 672 and encodes 223 amino acids. NCBI's taxonomy places the organism in Eukaryota, Viridiplantae, Streptophyta, Magnoliopsida, Poales, Poaceae.